AAAAAAAAAACCAAAUCUGUACGAAUGUUCAGAUCUCCAAUUAAAGACAUUUGUUUUGAAAGUCUACACCGGAAGUAGAGUGUUUUACGCUGACUCACUUGACGCUGCUAGCAAAACUUCAGAAUGGACCUGACAAGAAAACCCGUUAGUUUGUAAAGGAGAAACUGAGAUCGUCCAUGUCUUGUCCACAAAUAUCAGCCUGCAGACAAAGUUAUUGACAGCAAUGUCGAGAGAAAACACCACUCGAAGUUUGGACAGUAUAGACCUUGCGUCCUUAAGAGAUCCAGCAGGUAUCUUUGAGUUGGUGGAGGUGGUUGGCAAUGGAACCUAUGGUCAGGUGUACAAGGGUCGUCAUGUCAAGACAGGCCAACUGGCAGCUAUCAAAGUCAUGGAAGUUACGGAGGAGGAAGAAGAAGAAAUAAAAUUGGAGAUCAACAUGUUGAAGAGUUAUUCCCACCAUAGAAACAUCGCUACUUAUUAUGGAGCUUUUAUAAAGAAAGGUCCUGCUGGACAGGACCACCAACUCUGGUUGGUGAUGGAGUACUGUGGAGCUGGGUCAGUGACAGACCUGGUGAAGAAGACCAAGGGGAACUGUUUGAAGGAGGACUGGAUAGCUUACAUCUGCCGAGAGGUGCUCAGGGGUCUUUCCCAUCUUCACUCCCAUCAUGUGAUUCACAGAGACAUUAAGGGACAAAAUGUUUUGCUCACCGAGAAUGCCGAAGUCAAACUGGUUGACUUUGGAGUGUCGGCACAGUUGGAUAAGACCAUCGGUCGCAGGAACACCUUCAUCGGGACUCCCUAUUGGAUGGCUCCAGAGGUCAUCGCUUGUGACGAGAACCCUGAGGCCACAUAUGACUACAGGAGUGACCUCUGGUCUUUAGGCAUCACUGCUUUAGAGAUGGCUGAAGGAGCCCCUCCUUUGUGUGACAUGCAUCCCAUGAGAGCACUGUUUUUGAUUCCGAGGAACCCCCCACCCAAACUUAAAUCAAAGAAAUGGUCGAAACGUUUCUUGUCAUUCGUCGAUCGUUGUCUGGUCAAGAACCAUCUGCAUAGACCAACUACCGACGCCCUGCUGAGGCACGCUUUCAUCAAAGAUCUGGCUAAUGAGAGACAAGUUCGCAUCAUGCUCAAAGAUCACCUUGAUAGAACCAGGAAAAAGAGAGAGAAAGAGGGUCCAGAGUAUGAGUACAGUGGCAGUGAAGAAGAAGAGGAUGAGAUGACAGAGGAGGAAGGAGAACCCAGCUCUAUAGUGAAUGUUCCUGGCGAGUGGACUUUAAGACGAGAGUUUCUUCGUUUACAAACAGAAGAUCGCGAAGGGGGCAUCGAGGGAGGCCGCGGAGGAGGUGGAGCUCAACAAAGGCAACAGGCAUUACAGCAGCACAGGCAGCAGUUGGCAGAGCAGGAACGAUACAAGCAGCAGUUACUGGCUGACAGACAGAAGAGGAUCCAACAGCAACAUGAGCAACGCCAAAAGUUAGAGGAUCAGCAGAGACGGCAGCUGUCAGAGUGUGCCUUUCAGUGGGCCGACCUUCAAGAGAUCUCACCUGGAGAGGAGUUUGAUGAGCAUGACAACCAUAUCUUUCUGGAUGAGAGGAACAGGUGGAGCAACAGGAGACAGGACCAUGCAGGCAGACAGAGGAGUGCUGAUGUGUCAGACUCAGUAAGGCCUCUGGACUCCACUACAGACCAGAGAGCCGUGGCUCCAAACCAGCUGCUUCAGCACAGGGCCCAGCUCUCACAGCCUCAGCUACAGCCGCAAGCCAAGCCCCAGCCUCUGGCUCAGCAUCAGCAGCCUUCAGCGGGCAGGAGAUCCCACCGCACUCUGCCCAAGGACCAAACCCAGCUCCUGUCUCUGCAGCACGACCACAGACAUAGGGAGAGAGAGAGGGAGAGAGAGAGGCAGAGGCAGAGAGAAAAGUCUGUGCCAGCUGUCCAGAAGCUAACAGCUAAUAGUGGGAACACAGCUGUUGUUGCUCCUGCUGCUGCUGCUUCUUCGCCCAGCUGCGCUGCAAACAGCCAACGCUCUGCGAUGGACUUCCAAGAAUCAAACCUAGCCAGGCUGCUCUUGGCUGCUGGUCUACCCAGUCAGGUGCACUCUAGACUGGGCUCUGGGAGCAGCUCUAGUCCUUGUACUCCAGCCAUGCAGAGAGCUCACCUUAGCCAGAAUGCCAAUCUACGCUCAAGUCGAGACGCCCCACACAGCAGCUCUAUGUCAGACAUGGCCAUCUCGCCCUUGUCACCGUUUAGCCCCCUAUCUCCAACUGAUGACGUCUUCUGGGACCCCGUUGAGAUGCCACCUAAGGUCCCAGAGCGCACUACCUCGAAGUUCUACUGUCGAGAGCUGGUGAUGGGACACAAGAGGGCCGCUUCAAGUGGCAGUCCAGUGUCUGUAGCAGAUAAGGGCGGGCGAUCUGUGUUUCAAGGAGUCUCCUCCACCAGCAGCAACCACACAGGUUAUUUCAAACUGGAGAGUCCUUUGCUACAGCAUCGUCUAGAGCAGCACAGGAAGGCACAAGAGAAUGUAACCAGUGGACACACACAAGCUGUAAGAUCUGCUCUGGGUCGGCUUAACAAGGCCACAGAAUAUUCCUCUUCCAGUGAUGAGGUUGGCAGUAGUGAUGAUGAAGAGAGGAGCAGGUCUGGCCUGUCUAAUGGAAAGGGGAAAUACUACAGAGGAAUACCUGAUGGCAUCGUACUGCAACCUCACCACAAUCUUAACCAGAUUGCUCGGAUAGGUUCAGAUGAUACCUCCCUGCUGCCAGACCUUCUGCAGAAAACCUCCUCUUCCAGUCCUACCCAUAAUGUACUGGGUCAGCAGCAACGACCGCGUGAACUGACCUACCCGCAGUCGCCCACAACCCCUCAGUCCCCCACACACCAAGAAAUACUUGCUGUCAGCAGUCCUGCUGGUAAAAACACCUCCACAUCUUCCUCUUCCUCCUUCCUGUCCUUCAUCGAUCCAAGACUGAUCCCCGUAUCAUCACCACCACAGAGCCCCACAGGCAGUAAGGGUGAGCCAAUCAAGAGAGAGAACCACAGGAAGGGUUCUGUGGUGAAUGUAAACCCAACCAACAUUCGACCACAGAGUGACACUCCGGAGAUCCGCAAGUACAAGAAGAAAUUCAACACAGAGGUUCUCUGUGCUGGACUAUGGGGUGUGAAUCUGUUGGUCGGGACAGAGAAUGGCCUGUGGCUGCUGGAUCGAAGUGGUCAGGGGAAGGUCUACUCCCUCAUCAGCAGGCGAAGGUUUCAGCAAAUGGAUGUGUUGGAAGGACUCAAUGUCCUGAUCACUAUAUCAGGUAAAAAGAACAAGCUGCGUCUGUACUACCUGUCCUGGUUAAGGAACAAAAUCCUACACAACGACCCAGAGGUGGAGAAGAGACAGGGUUGGACCUCAGUGGGUGACCUAGAGGGCUGUGUACACUAUAAAGUUGUGCGUUACGAGAAAAUCAAGUUCUUGGUGAUUGCUUUGAAGAAUGCUGUGGAGGUGUACGCCUGGGCACCAAAACCAUACCACAAAUUCAUGGCCUUCAAGUCAUUCAGGUCUCUGCCUCAAAAACCACUAUCUGUCGACCUGACGGUGGAGGAAGGUCAGCGGUUAAAGGUGAUCUACGGCUCCGUGUCAGGGUUCCACGCCAUUGAUGUUGACUCUGGAACACCUUAUGAUCUCUACCUGCCUACGCAUAUCCAGGGUUCCAUUCAUCCCCAUGCCAUCAUCAUUUUGCCAAACAGCGCUGGAACAGAAGUUCUGGUUUGCUAUGAGGACGAGGGCGUCUACAUUGACACCUACGGCCGCAUCACCAAGGAUACAGUGCUGCAGUGGGGGGAGAUGCCUGCAUCAGUUGCCUACCUCCAGUCUAACCAGGUGAUGGGCUGGGGAGAAAAGGCCAUAGAGCUGAGGUCAGUCAACACAGGGAACCUGGAGGGAGUUUUCAUGCACAAAAAGGCCCAGAAACUCAAGUUCCUGUGUGAAAGGAAUGACAAGGUCUUCUUUGCCUCAGUGCAGUCAGGAGGCAGCAGUCAGAUUUACUUCAUGACUCUUGGACAGAACUCACUGUUCAGCUGGUAACAACUGGACCUGCUACUCUGGGAUCGAUUGGUGGGCUCUGCCUUCGUCAUUUUGGGUUAGCGUGGUGACGUCUUUUUAUUUUUGUGCUGACUGAUGUUUAUCUCCAUGGAUACCAUGCAAGUUAUUGUCUUUUUCUGGAUCCAUGACUCCAUCUAGUUUGCAUGUAAAUGCACUUGAAAUCACAGCUGAGUUGAUCAUAACCCCGGCUGCAGCAAAGAUGCUUGAAUCUUUCACUCUUUCCUUGAAUAAUGAUGCCUGAGUCAUCUUUACUUUAGUUGCAGCAACACAAUAAUCUGAAUCUGAAGUUCAGGGAAAAGGAGCUUUAGUUCACUGCCACCUCACCCAGCAGUGGAAGCCUCUGUAAUGUGAAAAGCACAACAAGCAUUUUCUCAUCUCUUAAUUCCAGAGUUACCUGGAGUCUUUCCCAGUAGGAUUCAGCCCUCUAGCAAUCACUGCACCAGUAUGGCAGAAAUCAACAUUCAAUUUGCUUCCAGUUUGAUUCAGUGGAUUGUGUGGUGAUUCCUAAUGAACACCAGAUCAUUAGUCAACACCUGGCUUCAACACCCUGUUCCUCCUCUCACCUGUCAGCACUGGAGACCACAGCAAACCACGUUCACGAUUCAACUCAUCUCUCCAGGAUCACUUAUUAUCCCUUCUUUUCUUUCUCUGAUGGACUCUUUUGUAUCAGUUACUCAGCUAAUAAUGUGUAGAAGCUCACUCACGUUUGCUUUUAAUAACGUCUGGCUGUGGAGUAUUAAUGGAUCAACUGCUCUGUUUUCAUCUGAUGAGGUAAAGUCUUUAUUAGUGGAUAAUUAUUGUCAGAAUGCAGACUGGGGCAAUUAUGGUUCCUUCUCAUUUGUCUGGUUUGUCUUCAUGGAAGCAGAAUAUAUGUUAAAAGGAGUGAAACUAAUAGAACACAAGUCCUUGAUAAAGCUCAUUCGUUCCACAGGCAUCAUCUGGGCAUUUCAAAGACUGGGUUGGAGGCCAAAGUGUCAACUAAGGGGGACAGCUUUUGUGUGUCAUUCCAUGCUUUGUUGUUAUUUCUUGCCAUUUUUUUUCUAAUGAUUCCCCUUUAAUUAAUUUUCAGGUCCAUGAAGUAUUAUGUUGUGUAUCUCCAGUACCUCAGUGUUAUUUAUGAAGGCCUUUAGUACUGUUUAGUUUUCUUCUUCACAGCUAUUAGUAUGUAUCCAGGACUGACACAAAUUAAUCAGUUACUGUAAAGAAUCUUCAUUGUGUUGCUUUUCACAUAGCGUUAUCAGACAGCAUUAUAUUGCACACUAUCAGAUAUUAUAUUAUUGAAAGAAGUGUUGUUUUUUUUCUUUGCAAUUUUUUAGAGUGACAGAAAGUAAGUGUAUCACCUCACACAUCAUAGAUUCAAUUGGUUAUGUUAAACUGUGUCUUUAGCUGUAAAUAUACUGUCCAUGCUAACCUUAUAGUAUGACCAAAUGUCAGAAUGGAAUGAGAGCCAUGAAGAUAUAGUUCAUAAAUUCGUUUUAUCCAUAGUAAUGAACUGGAACUCACCAAUUAGGCAAAAAUAUCUCUUGGGAUACUUUCUGCAUUGCAUACUUUGCAUUAAAAUGAUUUGAGUAUAUUUUAGUAGCCCACCAGUCCUCUAAGGUCCCAGUUUGAGCAUUUACUCCACCACAGAUCUGGACCGUGUAAGUUUAGUCAUAUUAUUUCAUAUUAAGGACCUUAUACUUUGCUGUGGGGAUUUCAGUUGUAAUUUACAGCAAAAAUGUGUGCAAGUAGAGAUACAAACUACUCCACAGUAACAGGAUAGGAAUGCUUUUCUGCAUCAGUUUUGUACAGCUUAAGGUGUAUAUAAUCUUGUAAGAUGCACUGUUUUCUAAAUAUUUUAUAAUUGACAAGCCAUCUCUAUGUAUGUGUACAGAAUGAAAUUCUUAUGAAUGUGAAAUUCCAUCCCAGAUCAGAGUUUGUUAUUUCCUUGAUUUUUGGAAGUUCAGUGUUUGUGAACAUGAACAUGAGCUACUGACAGUGAACUUGAAGGCUCCUGUUCAGGUUUGCCAACCUGGUUAAAUAAUGUAUUACGUGGAUUCUGUUUUAUGGUUGAUUUUCUGCUAACAUGUAUAAGUUAGGCUCGUUGCACAAUUGCCAUCUUGUACAUGUUCUCUGUGAUAUAUUCUACCUUGAUUUUUUUUUGUUAUUGUUGAUUGAAAGUGGAAACAUUUAAAGCCAUUCUGUAGUCAGUACUGAAGAUAUAAGUGAUACCUUUCGACUUAGAACAGUAUUUCUUACACUACCCAACAUGGGACACAUGUGUUUUUGAUGGGUCGAUUUUUUAUUUUAUUUUUUUUGUUACAUUUUGUUGAGCCUGAAAUAAUUGAAAAUGCCCUGAUGUGUAGUAUUUGUUCUGAUUUCCUUAAUAUUUUUGUCAUUUGCACAUUGAACUUCAAAGCAAAAAACCAAAGAUAGAGACUUUGAUAUCAUGGCUUCUUUGAAUCUGAAUAUCUGAAUAGAUAAUUUACAGAUCACAGUUGACUAUUUCAUUUGGAAAGAUGAUUAAAAAUGCAGAUAAAAACAUCAUCUGCAUUUGAAAACUUAAUUAGUUCAAGGUAUAUUUGUCAUUAUAUGACAUAUACAAAUAUACCAACUAGACCAACGCAUUAUAUACAUCAUCAUCUAGGAAUGAUGUAUCAUGGUAAAUUGCAACAAAAUAUAUGCAAUUUAAUGUUGCUAGUGUUCAUAUAUUUAAUAACUCAUAUGUAUGCUUUAAACUCUUCUGGGUUUGGUGAAAGUGAAGAAACAAUUGUUUGUUACCUUGACGUUUCUGAUCCAUUUUCAUUAUAUCAGCUGUCUUUUCCUUCAUCAGAUUUUGCUCAAAUUGCUAAUUCGGUUAUAUUUUCUGUUAUUUUCUGUAUUAUAUUUACUCUUGAAUGUUCAGGCUGUCAAAAAUUGUGCCAAAUGUUUUAUACUCAGUGAUACUUUGAGUUUGUUUUUAUUAUGAACUUGGUAGAAAUAAUGCAGCUGGUUCUGUGCAAAUAUUUUGAACUGGAGAAUUAACUCUUUGAUAAUGAGUGUCUUAUUGCUAAGUUGCUGUCAAAUUUCUUACAGUAUUUGUUUCUGAGGGAUUAGAUUAUUGCUCCCUGAGACACCAGAUCGGACAGGUAAUUAACAUGGCUGCAGUGCAUGGAAAUCUGUAAUUGUAAGCUAACAGGAUAACAGACAUAGACUUGCUAGCUAUCCCAAGUGAUCUAGCUUGGGAUAGAGUUUCUUGUUAACAUUGCUAGUUAGCACACAGCUAAGAUAGAGGCUUGGCUUGAAAUGCCAAAUUAUGUCACCUUUUCUCUUUCUAGAUCAUUGUUUAGCUGUGUACAGUUUCCACAUAAGAUUUAAAAAUGACCCAUAAAUAUUUCACAUAGAUACAGACUGUAUACUGUCAAGUGUCUCCGUCCGCCCGUAGCACUGGUCAAGUGUUUUAAUAUAUAAAAUGGCAAAAGCAUUUUUAAACAUUAAUUCAAGACACGUUUUCAACACUGGAAGUACUUUCAUUCUUAUGUGCAGCUGGCAACAACUGCAGGAAGGUUUGAGCAGAGAAUAGUUUUUAAUACUCAAUUUACAUUUUUGAGUGAACGUCAUGUAAAUUCACACAUGCAUUAAGAUGUUCUGUGUAUGCAAACCUUUACUUCUGAGAGCAGGACUUAUUUGGCAUCAGGCACUGUGCUAACACGUGGUCAGAUGUUUUGGCGGGUUUGGCCAGGCUCCUGAGCAAGACCCUGGCCAUCAAGAGUGCAAACAAGACAGGAAGCCAGAUCAUGUGUUCAGCUCUACUUUACACAUACGUGGACAAUGAACAGUAGUAAUGUAAAGUAGCUAGCCUGUAUUUGCUGCAGUCUGCUACCCAACAAGGUCUGUCAUAGAUUGUUGGUUUUCAGUAGUACAUGUGGUUCUAGUCAGCACAAGUUAACUAAUUAGUCCUUUCAUUAAUCAGCCUUUGAAAUGUUUUUUGUUUCUCAUUACAGAACAAAGCCAGAGGUUGUGAGAAUGUCUUUGCAGUUUGACUUCACUUCCACUUUUUAAAGCAAUAAUGCAUACGAUUGUGAUGCAAAUUUUAUCUGAUGAGUUGUAAUUUGGCAAAUUUAUCAGUUCAUCCUUGGCAUGAGUGAUACAUAGAUGUAUAUCAGUGUUGAAAACAGGUUGCUGUGCUUAGACUGUCAGUUUUUAGUUUAGUAAAAAGGUAUUUUUUUUUAGGGCUUUUGAGGACAUUUUUAGUGCAUUUUGUCUGCAUUGUACCCCUUAUCAAAAACCAUUCAUCAAAAUGUUGCAUUAUUUUCCAUCCUGCUUUAAGAAACAACAUAGACAUCAGUUCUGCUCACAAGUUACCAGGAGCCGGUGUGUCACACCUAAGGUUGUGUUACAUAACUGAGUGAAUCAUCGAAAGCUACAGCACAGAGACACGCUGAGGACAAUUUUGUGGGUUAUUAGAAGCAAAAUUCUCUGUCUUCUCCUGCAGUUUGUCUUCCUGUGCUGAACAUUUGACUGUCGCUGUGUCACUAAUGAGACAGAGAUCCGUGCAUUUCCACCCACAUCUUCCACUGGUUAAGAAGAUGAUAGAUUCUUUUUCAGGCUCGCAGUGACUCACAUCUCCAACUCGCCCACCAACUCUUAUCUCACUUUGUCAACACAGCUCUUUUUGCCACUGCCUUUCAUUCCCUCUGCGUCUUUCGCUCAGCUUUCUCCUCCUCUACCCAUGCACAGCUGUCUCGCUCUUGCUGACACCUUUCACCGUUAUCGAGCUCUUUGCUCCGACGUGUUUUUCUCUCCGCAACUUUCGUCUUCUUUUUCUUUCGUGUAAAGUGUCCUGUAUUUUUGUUUGUGUCACUUGGCUUGGAUUGGCUUGGAGUGGUAAAAUUAUUGUAGUUCCCUAAAUUAUUGAUAUCACCAGACGUGAGAUUUGAGAUGUAAUACAUGGGGGGAACGGAGGCCAUACUUUCAAAACUGCACUCACUUGAGGAAAUGACACAGUGUAAACCUUUAGUUAAGCCUCAGACCUCAACCUUAGCGAUACAUGUUGUGCCAUGUUGAAAGUGGAUCGAAAGUGAAUCACUUUUGUGAAGUAGUGUGAAGACUGAUGCAGAGAAUUGUUAACGCAAAGCAGCUACAAUUUGCCACUUGUAACCAAGAAGUGGCAGUUACAGGAUAAAGUUAAAUGCAAACACACAGCUUAACGGCAGCACAGAUAAUGGAGUCUUAUUGGUCAGUGAACAGUCAUUUGCUACCAUUAGAUACCUUUAUUGAUUAUUAAUCCAACUUUUAAUUUAAAGGAGAACAAAUGUGUUAUUUCUUGUUUUAGAGGUUACAUAGUUUUCCUUUAAGCACUGCAAUUGUUAUUUCUCAGCCUGUUUGUGAGUUAAAGUCUGUCGAUGAGCUCCGUGAUUCUAAAGAAAGUGUGUGUUUGUGUGGGAGGGCAUGAUGUAGACUGGGAGCAGUGUUUAGGAAGCAGGAAUUCAGUCUGUGAAGGAUGGAGUUUGAGGAGGUAGUCGGUGGCUUAAGUCAAGUGUCAGGUAAUAGAAGGAACAUGGACGUUGCUUUAAAACCCAAAUGCACAAAUGAAAAAGUUUGAAGAGCCUCAUUUAAAUAAAAUAUUUAUUAAUUAUUGUUGUAGCCUAAAAUAAUCCUUGAUAUCGAAUAAGACAAAAAUGCCGUUUGAGUCAAUAGUGGGCCAGCAUUUCAACAGAGGCAGCAAACUGCAUGUGCGGAUUGAACAUUUAGAUGGUUAUGCUGUGGAGAAGGAGGAGGAGGAAGUGAGCUUGUGAAGGUGAUGGACAAGAAUUCUAAUUAACAGUCUUCUUAGGUUUAGAUUUCUAGUCUUGUUCAGUUGCUCCCACAAAUUAAUCUUCCUCACAGCACUCAUUAUAAAACGCCAUGAGGCCAAUAGUGAUAUAUACCAGAUUAGUAUUGUCUAUUGAUGAGUGAUAGUUCCCUAAAGUUUAGAUUAAGGUAAAUAUGUACAGUUACUGUCAAUAUGUUGUGGACCAACCUGAUAGAGUUACUUACAAAUUUUUGUCUAAAGAGAAAGAUUAUAAAAUACCAAAUAUUAUAUGGAUUUAUAUUUAAAUAUAUAAAUAUAUAUAUUCCCUUAGUCAUUUCAUUUCUAUACCUUUUUUUACAGUUGAUCUUUUGUUUUAUUUUUUUUUUUUUUUGCACUGGAUUUAUGUUGGAUGCCUCUUUUACUGUACCCCCACCCCCUCCCCUGAUUUGAGAUGAACACAUACCACAUUGUGUUUCCAUGUAAUGAGGCAAAAGACAGCGAGACAAUAAAUAUCUUGAACUGA
Messenger RNA from Scatophagus argus, 10362 nucleotides. Its product is annotated as mitogen-activated protein kinase kinase kinase kinase 4-like. Lineage: Eukaryota; Metazoa; Chordata; Actinopteri; Scatophagidae. The transcript is spliced from 33 exons. Bases 224 to 4069 code for a protein of 1281 amino acids. Gene Ontology annotation, biological process: protein phosphorylation. Gene Ontology annotation, molecular function: protein kinase activity; ATP binding. The record is from RefSeq and is a predicted model, not a curated record.